AGCCGAUUUGUGACAGUUGUGUUAUUAAGAUCGGAAAUUAUGAAGUAGAAUAUUUUCUCAUUAUAUUUCAUAAUCUAUUUUUAAAUGACUGCUGGAAAAGAAAAUAUGGGGGAGCAACCAAUCUUCACGUGUAAGGCGCACGUGUUCCACAUAGACCCGAAGACCAAGCGCUCGUGGAUGUCAGCCAGCUCCGCCGCUGUCUCCGUCUCCUUCUUCUACGACUCCUCCCGGAACCUCUACCGCAUCAUCAGCGUCGAGGGGACGAAGGCGGUGAUCAACAGCACUAUAACAGCCAACAUGACGUUUACGAAGACUUCGCAGAAAUUUGGACAGUGGAGCGAUGUGCGGGCCAACACUGUCUAUGGACUAGGGUUCGCGUCGGAAGCUGAAUUAGGAAAGUUCAUCGAGAAGUUCCAAGAGGUGAAGGAAGCGAUACAAACGCAACAGUGCGGCGCGCAGAAGACCGCGAACGGUUCUGGAGCGGCCACGCCCGUGGCCUCCGCCACCGCGAGUCCGCUGCUAGCUGCGCGUGCGCCCGCCGGGGACGAAGCACCCGCUGUGUCGCCCGCACAACCAAAAGUCGACAACGACGAGAUGAUGAUGCACCAGCGAGCACACUCGGUCUCUUCAACACUUCAGAACGUCGGCGGCGGGUACGCCACGGUGGGUCGGUCGGCCCGCGCCCCGCUCGUGUCCAGUGACGUCACAGUCCCCGCCCCCGCGCCGCACGGCUCUCACCCGCCAGACACAGCUGACCAUCUGCGCUACGAGAACGACCGCCUUAAACUUGCGCUUGCGCAGAGUUCUGCGAAUGCCAAGAAGUGGGAGGUUGAAUUGGCUACAUUGAAAAGCAAUAAUCUGCGACUGACCGCUGCGCUUCAGGAGAGUACUGCCAACGUGGAUGAGUGGAAGCGACAACUCCAUCAGUAUAGAGAGGAAGUGGCCAGGGCCAGACACUACGCGGGGAAAGGUGGCGACGCUAAUGAAGUAGAACAAUUAAGACAAAGAGUGGCGCAGUUGGAGGCGGAGCUAGCGCAGAAGAAUGAGGAAUUGGCGCAGAUCACGAAGUUAAAGAAGAGUGAACAGGACGCCGAGGCUAAGAUGGCACAGAGUCAGUUGGAACUGGCACUGGCCGCGCAGGAUGGACAGAGACAGGUGAUACAGGCACUGAACGAUCAGCUGUCGCGGCAGAUUGAUGAACUGUCGACAAUCCACCGCGAGAUUAACACCGCGCUGCACACAUGAGACGCACGCCGGGCGGGCGGGGCCCCCGUGCC
Molecule: messenger RNA, 1277 nt
Organism: Leptidea sinapis
Lineage: Eukaryota; Metazoa; Arthropoda; Insecta; Lepidoptera; Pieridae
Gene: homer
Product: homer protein homolog 2
Exons: 10
Coding region: 85-1245 (386 amino acids)
Biological process (GO): regulation of store-operated calcium entry; G protein-coupled glutamate receptor signaling pathway
Cellular component (GO): plasma membrane; cytoplasm; dendrite
Molecular function (GO): G protein-coupled glutamate receptor binding
Source: RefSeq, a predicted model, not a curated record